Messenger RNA from Abrus precatorius (Indian licorice), 1171 nucleotides. RefSeq names its product electron transfer flavoprotein subunit beta, mitochondrial. The transcript is spliced from 5 exons. Gene Ontology annotation, cellular component: cytosol. Gene Ontology annotation, molecular function: electron transfer activity. Bases 174 to 929 code for a protein of 251 amino acids. Lineage: Eukaryota; Viridiplantae; Streptophyta; Magnoliopsida; Fabales; Fabaceae. The record is from RefSeq and is a predicted model, not a curated record.
UCCUUUAUCCAUCCCCUUGGAAACAAGUUCCAUUCCAAGCCCUCCAACACAGCACAUGCAACCACUGAUUCAUUUGCAACGCCCAUUAAUAUUAAUAUUAAUAUAAUCUGCCGCUCCACAGAGAAAAGAGAAAACACAGACACAGAGCACCUUCCAUCGCUCCCCUCGUCAACAUGAAGAUAAUGGUAGCCAUCAAGCGAGUGGUCGAUUACGCCGUCAAAAUAAGGGUCAAACCCGACAAGACUGGGGUGGUAACCCAGAACGUUAAAAUGUCCAUGAACCCCUUCUGCGAGAUCGCGUUGGAAGAAGCACUGCGAAUCAGGGAAUCUGGGUUGGCCUCCGAGGUUGUCGCCGUCAGCAUGGGGCCCUCUCAGUGUGUCGACACUCUCAGAACUGGUCUUGCCAUGGGGGCUGACAGAGGCAUUCACGUCGACUCCAAUGUUUCUCUCUAUCCACUCUCUGUUGCCAAGAUUUUGAGAAAGCUUGUGGAGAUUGAGAAACCCGGUCUUCUCAUUCUUGGCAAACAGGCCAUUGAUGAUGAUUGCAAUCAAACCGGGCAGAUGAUAGCAGGACUUCUCAACUGGCCUCAAGGGACUUUUGCUUCAAAGGUUGUCCUUGAUAAAGAGAAACAGGCCGCCACAGUGGACAGAGAGGUUGAUGAUGGUAUUGAAACCGUGUGUUUGAACUUGCCAGCAGUAAUAACCACUGAUCUGAGACUGAACCAACCAAGGUAUGCUACUCUUCCCAACAUAAUGAAAGCAAAAUCGAAGCCCAUUAAAAAAUUCACUCCGGAGGAGUUGAAUGUGGAAAUCAAAUCUGAUUUGGAGAUUGUUCAAGUAACAGAACCUCCCAAGAGAAAAGCAGGGGUUAUUGUUUCUUCAGUGGAUGAGCUGAUUGAUAAACUAAAAAAUGAGGCUAAUGUCAUCUGAUUAUUCCCCACAUUGCUUCAACUUACUUCUCACCAAAGGUUAAAUAAUACUGUACCAACAUUCUGUUAUAUGAUCAAAUGACACAUCAAAUUUAAUACUUUUCUUUUUUACUUUCGUGUAUUUAUCAUCAUAUCCUACAUAAUAUACAAUCGUUGCAGCAGUCUGUUGAAUGCCAACUACGUGGAAUCAGUGCAAGUCUUGUAAAAAUGUAGUUUGUUUUUAGGACUACCUGCCAGUUUUUG